Funneliformis mosseae is the source of this 120-nucleotide messenger RNA. The record is from the annotation of a GenBank genome assembly. NCBI's taxonomy places the organism in Eukaryota, Fungi, Glomeromycota, Glomeromycetes, Glomerales, Glomeraceae.
AUGGAGAAGAAACCAACCUUCGAAAGGGAGGGUUCGCGCCGUAAUGUAGCCGUAGUAGUCGCACUUCGGGAAGAUGGGGUUUUCAUUCCUAUGAAUUUAGAUGAAUGGUUAUGGCUGUGA